CAAGCGAGUUGUUUUAUGGAAGAUCUUCACAUUGUCUUCAGAAAAUCAAUUACCCUUCUUCGUGGACUCAAUACCGUCGAAAUAGGCUAUAUGUUUGCAAGUAGAGGAGGCGCGUUUCUGAAUCAGUUAGAUAGGAUCGUACUACCGAGAUACAGCUCGAAGUUGUACGAUGCACUGUUCGUCUACAUAUCAAAUGUCACUUUGCUAUCCACCAACAUCAACCACUUAAUUCAAUCUUCACCUGCCUUGGUCUCCAGCCUUGUGGGAAUUGGCAGCUGUUUAUCUAUUUCCCAAGAUAACACGGUCUUCAAGGAGGUCAAUAGAAAGAGUCUGCUAAAUAUCAAGGUAGUGAGAAUUACCAUGUUCUGCAUCGCUCUUGAAUUCGAUUCCGAAUUGGCGCGGGUAUUUGCCUGCUUUGUCGUACUUCGUCUUCAUGAAUCUUUCCUUAUGAAUUUACGAGUGCUUAAGCUUCUCUGUACCUGGCUGUGGUGUCUACGACUUGCAAGAAAGGAUCUGUACGAAGUAGACCAGAUGCGGAUAAACUUAGAGGAUGGAAGUGGAUUUGGGGACGAGCCACCAAACACAGAGACUAAGGCUUCAAGUCCGGCCUUAGUAGAUGCACAAGUUAGGGAACACCUCUCGGCCUUGGCUAGUCUUCAUUACAAUGUCAUCUCCAUGUCUUGUCGGCUUCAUAAAUUGAGGGAAGAGGUCGCUGCCAAGGCAUCCUCAGUUGCGCUGUUCGAAGUAUCCUCUGAGGAACUUCAGUCGAUGCGCAUACUUUUGACUAAUUGUCAGUACUGCUUGGAUGAAGCUGAGAAGACUCUUCAAAAUGAAUCUGCCAAAUUGACAGAGUCGGUUCCAGUUCCUCUGGCGUCUGAGCCGACGUCCAUAGUGGAAGAGAUUGGCGAGCUGAUACCACUAGAUUCCGAACAACCUCCGGUUGAAGACGAGUGCCUGGAAGCAAUUGUUGGAAAUGAUGAUCUGCAGACAAGGGGAGAGGAGGAUCUCUACGAUGAUCUCGAUCAAUUAGGUCAGCCGGUUAGCAAAGCUGAGCUGCAAAAGCGGAAUGCAGACCGCGCCAUCCUCCUUACCGAGCUUACCUCUGUGAUAGCACAUCGAAUGGUGGAGACAAGGGAUCGUGAGGCAAAAGCACUCUCUCGUUCAAGGGGUCUUCUGAACUCCAACCGGUCAUCACCGCCGCCCCCAUCUCCGCCGCCUGCCGUCUGUGAGAGACCGUCAAUGCCAAUUUCGGUACGUCAAAAUUGUCAACAACGCAUAGUCAUUCGUUAG
Molecule: messenger RNA, 1290 nt
Organism: Hydatigera taeniaeformis
Lineage: Eukaryota; Metazoa; Platyhelminthes; Cestoda; Cyclophyllidea; Taeniidae
Source: the annotation of a GenBank genome assembly